AUGUCUGAGUCGACCUGCGAAGUGUGCUGGGGUCUCAACGCCUCAGAUACCGACAGAAUACAUUUCGAAAUUGAAGAACUGAUUGCUUCUGUCAAAGAUGGUUGCGCUUCAUGCAUAUUGCUUUGGAAAGCACUGGAGCAUGCUAUGCCAAAUUUGAGUCAAGAGGAUGGCCGAGUUGACUUGCUCCAGGACGAUGGGAGACCACUGGAGGUGAUUUACCUCGACCACGAAGGCAGCCGCAAGCUGCUUGACAUCUACUGCCAUGCCGAUUCACCUACCUCAUGCUCUUGGAUCGGACCGUCUACUGAAGUCUCGAUCGAUUCUUCCUCGGAUGAAUGUUUCGCGCUGGCCGAGCGUUGGAUCAACGACUGCAUCACUGAACAUGAGAGAUGUGCUGACGGCGAACCCCAACUGCUCCCCACGCGAGUCAUCGAUAUAGGAGCGGCGGAGCAGCCACCUCGACUUCGCCUUCAUAUUCCACAGAACGAAUCGGCACGAUAUGUCGCUCUUAGCCAUUGCUGGGGUUCACCGGAGAAAGCUGCGAGGACGAUUAAAAUGACAGCCGAUAACCUCAGCCAGUUCCAAACCGAGAUACCCUGGAUCAAGCUGACCAAGACCUUCCAAGACGCCGUUAUCAUCACUCGCCGCCUAGGUAUACGGUACCUUUGGAUCGACUCUCUCUGUAUCAUCCAAGGUGAUGCCCAAGACUGGGCUAUCGAAGCCUCGAAAAUGACGACGGUGUAUGCCAACGCUUUCUUUGUUAUUGCAGCGAGCGGUGCUACCGAUGGCGAUGGAGGUUGUUUUUUGGGCUCUCGUGCCGCCAGCGUGGAGGGUGUUCUGCCUAUUGAGUGUAGUGGCGUGGGAGGGAGGAAAAGCACUGCCUAUGCAAGACGAGUUAGAAGGAGCUACGAGGACAGCCGCAGAAUCACGCGGUCCGCACAGAGUGUGCAUGGCUGGAUGACGGGCUUAGGACAGCCCCUUGAGAAGCGUGCGUGGACCUACCAGGAGGAGAAAUUGGCUAAUCGUAUCUUGUAUUACACACAAGACGAGCUUCAGUGGCGUUGCGCGACCUUCAACGCUUGCGAGUGUUCUCCCCCUUCGGUGAACACACUGGCGCAUGACCUCUCACGCACUCAGGACGGAAACAGCGAGGUGUGGUGUCGUAUGGUGCUGGCAUACACACAGCGCGAGUUGACGUACAUCUCGGAUCGCCUUCCCGCGCUAUCGGGCAUCGCUACUGGGUGGGAACUUUCUGAAAAUGACACCUUUUGUGCUGGCUUAUGGCGGCGGGGUCUUCCUCGGCAACUAUUGUGGAUGAGAAGCCACGAGAUGGAUACGAGUAUCCCCGUCAUCAGUUCCAAAAGGCAUCCCGAGUAUUAUGCCCCGACCUGGUCGUGGGCUUCCAUCACCGGCGCAGUGGAUUUCAUUUUGGACCGCCUCGAGUUCCACGCCCGCAUUGUAGACUGCGAGACGGAACCCUCGACUGCGAAUCGCUUUGGGCCAGUUCGGUCCGGUCACGUUACGCUGAUGGGAUUCUUGAUACCCGUCAAAGCGAGCAUGAACUGGGACUGCAAGAGCAUUUGGAGCAAGAAAAUGCCCCGGGUGACGGAUAACCGCCCAGAUCGCAACAACCAGUACCUUGGCGAGAUGCUCCCGGAUAUCGAAACGGAAACUCGCGAAUAUCCCGAAAUAGAAGAAGAAGAAUGCUAUCACAUUUUGGCCUUGGGUCAUAAUAGUGUGGACACUUGGAUCAGCAUCAAGUCCCUAGUCCUUCGACAGGUGCAGUCCACCCCGAAUGCUUACACUAGAGUUGGAUUGUUGGAGGUUAGACACGAUGGAACUUUGAAGACAUUCUUCAGCGACACCCAAGAAUGUCGAAUAACCAUUCUAUAG
Molecule: messenger RNA, 1893 nt
Organism: Podospora pseudocomata
Lineage: Eukaryota; Fungi; Ascomycota; Sordariomycetes; Sordariales; Podosporaceae
Exons: 1
Coding region: 1-1893 (630 amino acids)
Source: RefSeq, a predicted model, not a curated record